Molecule: messenger RNA, 7116 nt
Organism: Rattus norvegicus (Norway rat)
Lineage: Eukaryota; Metazoa; Chordata; Mammalia; Rodentia; Muridae
Source: RefSeq, a predicted model, not a curated record
CUCCUUAGGAUUCAAGUUUCGAAACACGGUUGCCAGAGCCUCCUUAGAAAUACUGACUGUUGGGGAAAUAAAAGGAAAUUGAGGAAGCUAAAGAGGUGCUUUAUCAUAGAUAAAAUGACGAAGUGGGAGCUUGGACAGUGAACCUCAUGGAGAACCAACAGCUCAUGCCUCUGGUAGAGCCGCUCUCUGGAAAUGAAGCUCUCUUGGCUUUGUAUCUCCAACUGUUCUGCACAAAUGAACCAAACUGGGAAUCAGUUGGAGUCAGUGAAGCUGAACACAACUCCAGCCAUUGUCUCCAUGGCUCCCACGAAACCCCAGUGCCAAACUGAUUAGAUUCACAGUUCAUUUCGAUAAGCUUGUCUGCUCAUGGCACACAGAAGGCAGCGAAGCCUUUCACAAAAUGAGAGCUGCAGAGGGAAAACACACAAGUUGUUUAAUGAAGAGGGAGGCUUCUGUGAGGAUCAUGGACGUUUUCUCGACCACUGCCUCGUGCUGCACUCUUUGGUUUCUGUGCUGAAAUGAUAUUCGGGGAUUUGCCUUCCUGUUAACCACGAAGUCUGCAAUUUUUUGCAGGGCUGUCCUGGAAGUCACCAUGUAGACCAGGCUGGCUUUAAACUCCCCAAGAUCCGUUUGUCUUUGAUCCGUAACCCCUGGGAUUAAAGGGUCCCUUGUAGCCCAAGUGGACUUACACUAUCUACUGAGGGCAGCCUCGAACUCUGUUCCUCCUGUCUCCAGCUCAUGAGCGCUAGGAUUUGAGGCCCGUGUCUUCACACCCAGCUUCAGAUGCAAAGAUCCUGAAGGCAUGUGAAGGGAGCAUCAACCCAACCCCAAGAGCUGGGCACAGUUAGGCGCGUCUUGAACUCUUGGAGAAUGGUAAGUCUUUGCAAGUCAGCCUCGAGGCUCGGAGAACUGCUGGAUUCAGGAACCUCGGCCGGCCUUUCAAUGACAGGUAGGAAGACUCAGCCUUGCAGGGCUCCGGGACGCUUCCGGGCAGGUGGCGGGGAAGGUGGGAGGGCUGUGGCCGGCGCGCCCCUGUGGGGCGGGGCCGGCGAGGAAGGUGCGUGUGGCGGGCGGGGCCUAGGGAGGGGUGGGGCGGGGCGGGGCGGGGCUGGAGUCCCCGUCACUCGAUAAAACGCCGGAGAGUCUCCAGAGAACAACGGGCUCAUUGAGCGGCUGCUAGCUACCGGCGUGGGGGAGCUGCCGGACAGAGAGCGCGAGCCGGCCGGGGGUGGGGCCGCGCGCAGGGGCGACCCAGGCCAAGUGGCCACAGCGGCGCGCCAGGGAGCCCGGCCCCGGCCCCGAGCCCGCGCGCACAGAGGCCGUAGCAGCUCCGCGGGUCCCUCCCACCGCGCGCGCCCAUGGCGGUCGCCGGCCAGUUGUGCUUGCUCUACCUGUCCGCAGGGCUUCUGGCCCGGCUGAGCACAGCUUUCAACCUGGAUACCCGCGAGGACAACGUGAUCCGGAAAUCGGGGGAUCCCGGGAGCCUCUUCGGCUUCUCGCUCGCCAUGCACUGGCAGUUGCAGCCGGAGGACAAGCGGCUGUUGCUUGUGGGGGCACCUCGGGCAGAAGCACUUCCCCUGCAGAAGGCGAACAGAACAGGGGGCCUGUACAGCUGUGACAUCACCUCCCGGGGACCUUGCACACGAAUUGUAUUUGAUAAUGAUGCUGAUCCUAUGUCAGAAAGCAAGGAAGACCAGUGGAUGGGAGUCACUGUCCAGAGUCAAGGUCCAGGGGGCAAAGUGGUGACGUGUGCGCAUCGAUACGAGAAACGGCAGCACGUUAACACGAAGCAGGAGUCCCGGGACAUCUUCGGAAGGUGUUACGUCCUGAGUCAGAAUCUCAGAAUUGAAGAUGAUAUGGAUGGAGGAGACUGGAGUUUCUGUGAUGGCCGAUUGAGGGGCCAUGAAAAAUUUGGCUCUUGUCAGCAAGGAGUAGCGGCUACUUUCACUAAAGACUUUCAUUACAUUGUUUUUGGAGCCCCAGGGACUUACAACUGGAAAGGGAUCGUUCGUGUAGAACAAAAGAAUAACACUUUUUUUGACAUGAACAUCUUUGAAGAUGGGCCCUAUGAAGUUGGUGGAGAGACUGAUCAUGACGAAAGUCUCGUGCCCGUUCCUGCUAACAGUUAUCUAGGCCUGCUGUUUUUGACCAGCCUUUCUUAUACAGACCCCGAUCAGUUUGUUUAUAAAACACGGCCUCCCAGGGAGCGGCCUGACACGUCCCCUGAUGUGAUGAUGAAUAGCUACUUAGGCUUUUCUCUGGACUCAGGGAAGGGUAUUGUUUCUAAAGAUGACAUCACUUUUGUAUCUGGUGCUCCAAGAGCCAAUCACAGUGGGGCUGUAGUUUUGCUAAAAAGAGACAUGAAGUCAGCACAUCUUCUCCUUGAGUAUAUAUUUGAUGGUGAAGGCCUGGCUUCUUCGUUUGGCUAUGACGUGGCGGUGGUGGACCUCAAUGCAGAUGGGUGGCAAGACAUCGUUAUCGGAGCGCCACAGUACUUUGACAGGGAUGGCGAAGUCGGGGGUGCGGUGUACGUCUACAUUAACCAGCAAGGCAGAUGGAGUAAUGUGAAGCCAGUUCGUCUAAAUGGGACCAAAGACUCGAUGUUUGGAAUCGCAGUGAAAAAUAUCGGCGAUAUUAAUCAAGAUGGCUAUCCGGAUAUUGCUGUUGGAGCUCCCUAUGACGAUCUGGGGAAGGUUUUUAUCUAUCAUGGAUCCCCGACUGGCAUAAUUACCAAGCCAACACAGGUUCUUGAGGGUACAACGCCUUUCUUCGGCUACUCAAUCGCUGGGAACAUGGACCUGGACAGGAAUUCCUACCCUGACGUUGCUGUGGGUUCCCUCUCAGACUCAGUAACUAUUUUCAGAUCCCGGCCAGUGAUUAACAUUCUGAAAACCAUCACAGUGACUCCUAGCAGAAUUGACCUCCGCCAGAAAUCCAUGUGUGGGUCACCUAGCGGGAUAUGCCUCAAGGUUAAAGCCUGUUUUGAAUAUACUGCGAAGCCCUCCGGUUAUAACCCUCCAAUAUCAAUUUUGGGUAUUCUUGAAGCUGAAAAAGAAAGAAGAAAGUCAGGGUUGUCGUCAAGAGUUCAGUUUCGAAACCAAGGUUCUGAGCCAAAGUAUACUCAGGAGCUGACCCUGAACAGGCAGAAGCAGCGGGCAUGCAUGGAGGAGACGCUCUGGCUGCAGGAAAACAUCAGAGACAAGCUGCGCCCCAUCCCCAUCACGGCUUCUGUGGAGAUCCAGGAGCCCAGCUCUCGACGGCGGGUGAAUUCACUUCCAGAAGUUCUUCCCAUCUUGAAUUCAAAUGAAGCCAAAACAGUGCAGACAGAUGUCCACUUCUUAAAGGAAGGAUGUGGAGACGACAAUGUCUGUAACAGCAACCUUAAGCUAGAGUAUAAAUUUGGUACCCGAGAAGGAAAUCAAGACAAAUUCUCUUACCUUCCAAUUCAGAAAGGCAUCCCAGAAUUAGUCCUAAAAGAUCAGAAAGAUAUAGCUCUGGAAAUAACGGUGACCAACGGCCCUUCUGAUCCAAGGAAUCCCCGGAAAGAUGGUGACGAUGCCCACGAAGCCAAACUCAUCGCAACGUUUCCAGACACCCUGACAUAUUCCGCCUACAGAGAGCUGAGGGCUUUCCCUGAGAAGCAGCUGAGCUGUGUUGCCAACCAGAAUGGCUCCCAAGCUGACUGUGAGCUCGGAAAUCCUUUCAAGAGAAAUUCCAGUGUUACUUUUUAUCUGAUUUUAAGUACCACCGAGGUCACCUUUGACACCACAGAUCUGGAUAUUAAUCUGAAGUUGGAAACAACAAGCAAUCAGGAUAAUUUGGCUCCAAUUACAGCGAAAGCAAAAGUGGUUAUUGAAUUGCUUUUAUCGGUCUCUGGAGUCGCUAAGCCUUCGCAGGUGUAUUUUGGAGGUACAGUUGUUGGUGAGCAGGCCAUGAAGUCUGAAGAUGAAGUAGGAAGUUUAAUAGAGUAUGAAUUCAGGGUGAUUAACUUGGGUAAACCUCUUAAAAACCUCGGCACGGCAACCCUGAAUAUCCAGUGGCCCAAGGAGAUUAGCAAUGGCAAAUGGUUGCUUUAUUUGAUGAAGGUCGAAUCCAAAGGUUUGGAGCAGGUUGUCUGUGAGCCACACAAUGAAAUAAACUUCCUCAAGCUGAAGGAGUCUCACAACUCAAGAAAGAAGCGGGAACUUCCUGAAAAACAGAUAGACGACAGCAGGAAGUUUUCUCUAUUUUCCGAAAGAAAAUACCAGACCCUCAACUGCAGCGUCAACGUGAGGUGUGUGAACAUCAGGUGUCCACUGCGAGGGCUGGACAGCAAGGCCUCUCUCGUUCUACGCUCCAGGCUGUGGAACAGCACGUUUCUAGAGGAAUAUUCCAAACUGAACUACUUGGACAUCCUCGUGAGGGCGUCCAUAGAUGUGACCGCCGCCGCUCAGAAUAUCAAGCUCCCUCAUGCGGGCACUCAGGUUCGAGUGACGGUGUUUCCCUCAAAGACGGUAGCUCAGUAUUCAGGGAUAGCGUGGUGGAUCAUCCUCCUGGCUGUGCUUGCCGGGAUUUUGAUGCUGGCUCUAUUAGUGUUUUUACUGUGGAAGUGUGGAUUCUUUAAGCGCUCUAGGUACGAUGACAGUGUUCCCCGAUACCAUGCGGUGCGGAUUCGGAAAGAAGAGCGAGAGAUCAACGACGAGAAACACACUGAUAACCCCGAAAAAAAGUGGCCCCCGAAGUGGAAUGAAAACGAAAGUUACUCAUAGAGGAGGGUGUAGGAAAGAAAGCCUCACUGCCCAAAGCCCCCCUUAUUUUUCCCAGCUCAGAAAUCCAGGUGACUUCAAAGCCUGCUCAGCGCCCCGUAUAUGAGACUGACUACACCCAGGACGGACCUACAGUUUCAACUGUGGAUAUUGUUACACCUCAGGCUCCUGUUUUGCACAGCCAAGUUUAAGACUAGUAGAGUGGAUUUUUCUUUAACUGCCUUAAUUUAACUUUCCGGAUUGCCUUGGUUUUUGAUGUGGCUGAUUUCCACACACUGGGGCAGGGCCUGCCCAUCUGCAUUCCCGGGACGUUCUCUCCCCGCCAUCAUCUGUGCUAACAGAGUGGCCAUUCCAGCCUGCUCCCACAGCAUCCUUCUCAUAAGACUGGAGAACCUGCAAGAUGAUGUUUCUUGGCUCAAGACUCUGCCAAUGGAUAGCUUUGCCUCUAUUGAAAGUUCUGUCUUAAAUUAAAUAUGCAGUAGAAGGUGUUGUUACCCUUUGGCCUUCUCUCUCCAUUUCCUAGAAGUGAGGACCCUUGCUGAUGCCAAAUGCACACAGGUUCCUGUCUCCCUUGUCACUAAGGCACAGGUUCGACAGACUUGAAUGCUAGUUACACUUGUUUGUAUAUGAUAUUUAUUUUUUCUUCAAGCCAUCUUGCUGUUGACUAGUAGGCCAAAGAUGCUUCAGGUUGAUUAAGCAAUGAGAAGAGAACCUGGGAGGUCGUUUUUUUUUGUUCUGACCUUAACUAUUUACUGCAAAAAGAAAAAGUUCUUUAUUAACAUGCAAGGGUUGUUUGAAUAACUUAAACUCACCUGUAAAUGAUACCAUCUCCUUUCUGGCAGGCCCUCCCCCCAACCCAGAAAGUCUGACGAAGCGGGGUUGACUGUAGGACGUUUCGUCCUUCCCCAGCGUUGGGUAUAUGGUUUUGAGCCCUGUGUGGAACUUCUGAACUUCGUGCUGUAACUUUCAGAACUCUUAGAGGUGAGCGUGCUCACCGAACUCUAGGGUCUGUGUGCUCAAUGCUGCCAACACUGUGUAUUCAGGACCUGACGUGAGUACCCAUGUGGAUCCAGACCAAUCCAGUGUGAGACUACUGAAGAGCAUCUGUCGCCAAAACAGCCGUACCAGACAGACAGAAUGCCACGCACGGCACCUAGCUUCUUAAAUAUCAUUGGACUCAUUCAACCAGCAAGCCCCAUGUUUGCUUUUUUUCCUAAUCGUUCACCGAAUCUAAAUUCCUCCAGGUGACUUGUGACUACUACGAUAAGACUUUUAGGCCUGGAGCAGGAGGUUUAGCUCAUUGCAAACGUGCUUGCCUAGCGUGCCUGGGCCCGCCUUGGUUGGUUGGUUGUAAAAAUGAUAGGAGGGGGAAAACAAUUAUUUUUUUUUAUAUAUAGUCAACAGAGAUUGAAUAUAUUAUCAAAACUUUUUUUAAAUUGUGUUUUACAAUCAUUAAGUUAUAUGGAAGGCAACCGAGAGCUGGUGCUAAUUGGUUUGGAUAAGCAGUUCUCGAUCUUAUUUUAAAACUUGGUCUCAAGUAACCCAGGCUGGCCUUGAACUCCUUAUGUGGCUUGGGAUAGUUUUGAACUUCUGAUCCCCAUACCUCCCCACCCCAGGGCUGUGAUUGCAGGUGUGUGCUUGGGAUUGAACCCCAGACUUUGUGCAUGCCAGGCCAGCACUCUGUGGCAACCAAGCUAGAUCCCAGCCACUUCUCCAUCUUUUAAAAGAACAAAACAUUGCUAAAUGUGACACCGUUGCUUUGAGUUUUAAUUCUUUUUUUUUUCCUUUCAUAAAACAUUACAACCUUAAGAUAUUAAAGACUUUCAUUCUGGUCCUACUUCUGCUUUUUCACUCAAAAAAUGGUCUUACAAAUGAUGCCUUGUUUACAAAAGUUCUCUACCACAGGUUCUAGUAGUGUGUAAAGUGUCAGUUUCUUGCUUGGGUAUCUUGGAGCCUAGCACACUGGCUUUAAAGGACACAGCCAGGAAGCUGAUAUCUUGACAGUGUUUGUAGACCUUUGUUAUAAAAAAAAAUGAAUGUCCUGGUAAGGGUUAGGAGGGAGUUCAACAACGAGGAAACAAGAAUGUUGUGCUGUUUGAGUUUAGAGUUGUUUAAAAUGUCAUCUCAAGUCAAGUCACUGGUCUGUUUGCAUUUGAUAGGUUUUUAUACUAACUAGCAUUGUAAAAUUAUUUCAUAAUUAGAAAACACCUGUGGAUAUUUGUAUAAAAGUGUGAAAUAAAUUUUUUUAUGAAAGUGCUCAUCGCUUGUUAACACAGCACUAUGUAUGUGAAACCACAAUCUAAGAUUAUACAUGACAACCCGAGUUACCUUUCUUUGUAUUUCAGCAGCCAAAGUAAAGCUUUCAAUGUUU